AUGGCUGAAGCUGGGCCGUCAUCUGGCCCCCCUAGCGUAGCCGUGCGUUUGAAGUUUUUUGCCGGAUCCUCGAAGCAAUUGUCCCGGGAUGAGUUAAGAGAGCUUCUGCAUGUUGCCGAAAUCUGCAAAGCCUACCUGAAAGAGCGUGCUGUUGAACUCCUCCAGAACAACGCGGGCCAACCUUGCCUUUUCCAGUAUUCCUGCGAUACAACACCUGUAUCUUCGAGGAAAUACUUGACACGACAACAUGGGAGCAUCAAGGUGCAGCGAACUUGCAAGAGCUCAUCCGACUAUUUUGUUCAGCAAAUGUUUUUGUAUAUUCCGUCGCAUGACAAUGGCUAUCAUUGCACGAUUCUGUUUCGGGAGCCUUUGCCCUUGGCUUACGGCAAGACAAUGAAGGCGCUGUUUUCAGCAGCAUGUACUUGCCCAGGCUUGUCCCUCAACGGCGUUGGGCCGGAUGUGAUUAGCAUUCACCAUCAGUGCCACGACCGUGCCGUAACUUUCGACUUUGUUGGAAGCCUCUCUGGUUGGUGGUCCAAGCAAGUUGGUGUGUCAGAAGCAGCAGCGGGUCCUGCAGCCGCUGAUUCCGACGACGAGAAGCUCUUUGAAUGGCAUUCCUGGACGGCAUGCGCGGCCCAUGAUGGGCACAACAGCUGCAAGUGGGGUCAUCAAGGAUUGUUCAAUGAUUCCUUCUUGUUGGAAAGCUGCUAUGUCGGUGUUAUGGCCAUGCGAGCGUGCUUCCACCACGCCGCCUCGCACUUGGCGGACUGGUUGGUGCAAGUGCUUAGCCCAAAGCGGCAGGAUGAACUACCUGCCGUCAGUGAUCUUUUUCUGCUGUGGUGUGCACUGGGCAUAGACCAAGACAUCGCCAAGUUGUUGUCUGAGAUGCAACUUUUCUGGCUGGGUGGGACUUUGGUUGUGCUCCACAGUGUUCUCGACGACAGCAACUGGCUCGAGGCCAUUUCCACAUGCCUGCUGAGUGUAUGGCGCCCGCCGGCGUUCACCACAUCCAGGUGGUGCACAGUCGGCGCCUCCUGCAGAGGCUUGCUAUCCGGAUUGGUCACCGGUUAUCCAGCUUUUUUGCAAUGGCUACACACUGCCGGCAAGCUAGGAGAUUACGAAUGGCACGGCUGCAAACGCCUGGAUGCCAAAGUGUGGCACUUCGCCGCUGUUGUUGGGCUGUCUUCCUACGUUUCUGACAGUUUCUUGGCCAAAGUACUGAAGGAUUCUCGAGUGGCCCAGACGCAGCAAUCCUUGCAAGAAGUUCUUUGGAAUGAGUUUCUAUUUUUGGAUGUUCUGCCGCAGCAAUUUUGGGACAUGUUGUCUGGCCCAGUGCAGAUGACGUCGCAAGCCGUAAGAUCUGGAGUGAUAGCUGGAGCUCUGAUUUCGUGGAGCUUCCUGGAGUGGAGGGUCCUUCUUGUCGCCAGUUCGCUUCCGUGGCGUUUGUGUUUCGGCAAUGUGGAGGCCAAUGUGGACGAAUUGCUUCAACAAGACGAGCCUCCAGACACUGGAAUUGCAUUCAAGAUCUGGGCUUUGGGUCAGGCCGGUUACAACCGCACUCGCUUGGCGCGUGCGGUGCAGCUGCUAGGCCAGUGCUCUUGGACCAGUGCGUUCACAGAGAAGCAGCACGGGUCAACCAGCGUUGUAAAGAAGCGCCACCCAGAUUACGGGGACAAUCAUUUGACAGCGAGAGCUUUCAUACACACGUUUGCUCAGAUGCUUCCAUCGUCUUCUGCUUGCGACCAGCGGCGACAACAAGUUUUGCAGAAGCUUUGCCGGACUUUGGAUAUGAAUCCAAACAGGAUCACCGGCAGGCAGGUGUACCUUGCCCAUGUCAUGCAAAAAGCGCGGGAGAAGGAGGCCUCCGACCCAAAGCAGCCCAGGUACAACCGAGCAAAGAUCAUGAAACUACACGGGCAGCAGUGGACUUCACUCCCUGAAGAGUCCAAGGCAUCGUGGGAUCGACAAGCUGCGUUUGAGAGAAGUGCCACGUGGCAGUCUCGGCAGAAGGAGUGCGACAGUCUCAAGCAGCAGUUGGGUUUGCUUAGCGAAGCAGGUUGUGGUUCUGAUUCUAAGGCACCUGGCAGUUCCAUUUCACAAUGCCGCUUGAGCACGUCUGAGCAAUGCAGACUGCAGAGCAUGAUCGACGACUCCAAGCUCACAGAGAAGUCCGUAGAGAAACUGCGCGCGAAGUCUCUGCAGUGCCCGCCGCCUGUCCCUGACCAGGACUUGGACAGUUGUCUGGGCCAUUCGCAACUCCGUCGCGACAGGCCGACGGAGAUGCCUGCAACGGCGCGGCGCAUUUGCCAGAUGAGGGAUCACUUUGCGCAGUCUGUUUUCCUUGUCGAGCAUCCGCAAGGCCCGCGAUUCUACCGGUUUCUCUUUGCUAUGCUGAACCCUGUUCGGCUUUUCCUGCUGGAUUUGGGUGACCUUGAAUGCCCUGUGCCUGCAGUGACUUCUGGCCCUCCGUGCUUCAAUCAGCAGUGGCAGGCUUCGGUGCCUUGGCAAUGGUCCUUUUUGCCUGGACGGUUUUCAUCAGCAGAAGUGUUUGACGUGUCUCCCAAUGUCCAGAUUGGGGUUUUCCUCCACAGCUGGUUUUCCUCGGAGCGCUCUUUAUGCAGUCGUGAUGUCCUUCAACCCUUAGACUUGAUUCUGGACGCUGCUGCUUCCGAGAAGAAGGUUGCCAAGGAACGCAGUGAGCCAUCGCGGAAAUCCGUGGUGGCAGAGCCAGAUGCUGAGUUGACAGCGCAGUACCCUUGGUUGCGGACUUUUGUGGGCGCAGCUGCCUCGCAUGCGACGGAUGACUGCGAAAGCACAGAUGAUGCAGAUUUUAGCUCUGAGGACAUCCAGUAUGACGACCUCUUCGAGCAACUGGAAGAGCAGCGAUGUGUGAUCAAUGCGGCUUUCGAGACCUUGGCGGAUCAGUUUCGCACCAGCCUCAUAGGCGGAGACUGGCAGCUUCGUCGCACCGGGCGGGUGGUGUAUGGCGUUAGGAUAGAUGUCAAAGCUGGCUCCUCGAUGGCGGAAUUCUGCGCCAAGUUCUCUCUGGCGAAGUCUGCAAGCUUCGAGCAGUCCGUCUACGGGGACGAACCGGGACAGGCAUUAGGGAAGCUGUUCAUCCAUCGAAUGUCGUUCUUGAUGCAGCUGUGGGAGGACCUCGGAAGGCCAGACCAAGGGAUCCCUGCGGACAGGCUCACGGACUACGUGCCCGCGCCUGACUUGGAGACAGUCUUGUCUACAACGACGGGCCGUGUCCAGCAGAGGUACCGCAAGAUUCUAGCGCUAGCUCCCAAGGCACCCAGACUACUUGCCAUGUCGUCCCAGUCCCGUGAGCGCACUCCUCCGCGAGCAGCUUCCAAGCUUGCGGCUGCGUGGCAGGCUGAGACCGAGGGUGUGAAGCAGCCGCGUCCCAAGAGGGCGCAGAACGUCGACAGUCAAGUUCGGAAGGCCAUCACUGACAACCUUCGAUCCAUGACUCCUACAGAGUUGGAUGGAAUCUUAGUGGAGGGUCUGACCUGUCGCCAGCGCCUCAAGCGCGACAAAGCCCAGGCCAGCGCUGCGGCAGGCAGCAUCCAGUUUGGCAAGCACUACUACACUAGGCUUCGCUCCAUGUACGCAGACAAGCAGAGUGUGCAGCAGAAGCUUCAGCCGGAUCCGGCUUUGGAGGUGCAGCCAGCCUUGGUGCGGGCAGCGACUGCUGCGAUGGGCCACCCACCAUGCCGAUCGCACAUGGUGCAGUUUCUGGAGCGAGCUUUGAGCUUGAAUCAGGCGGAGAUCUGCGGAAUCUAUAGGUGGACUUUGACUUUGCAUCCGGCCGGCUCUGCUGAUCAGCUGGAGGCGUGCAAGAGCGUUGUGGCUUGCGCUGCACGCCGCAAACUCCAGGCGUCAGCGGGUAAAGAGAUUGCCUUGAUGCUGGACAAGUUUGACGAGAUUCUCUUGCAAGCGUUCCUGUCCUAUGCCAAAGCUGGCUUGGGACCUGUUGAUUGGCUCUCCAACCAUGAUGAGAUGUGGCCGCUUGUGCUGCCCAAGGCCGCGACUCAGAAGGUUCUUGAGCUGGGCCCUGACGGAUCAUGGUUGGAUGUCGCUGAAGAGCUCGCAGAAAUCACGACAAGUUCUGCGCUUGGGAAGCAGCUCUUCGGCUUCGCAGCUAGGCAAGUGGUUGGCCUUCGCUUGGACAAGCUUGUGGCAGAGCAGGUGGACAAGGCAUUGACCAGAAACCCCAUCACGGCGGAGGUUGUCGCCGAAGUUCGCAACACAGCGAUGAUCCAGGUGGAGAGUUUGGCAGAGGCCGACGUCUUGAGCGGGCGGAGGACUGUCAACAUCUCCUACCGAGGCUGCGCCAUCACUGCUAAGACGACCUGCGCCGCGGAGCACUUCGACUUUGCACUUCAGGCGGCCUUGCGGGGGGCUGCCGCAGUGGCAGGCAACAUCCCAAGCUUGCCGGCUGAGGACCAGCUGUGCACUGGGAUCACGCGUGUGGCGAAGGGCACAAAGGUCGAGGCAAAGCUGUUCAAACAUGCCAAAGAAUCGCGGAGCAUGGCGCUGGCUUUGAUCAAGGCCGAGGAUUGCAAGAAUGGUGAGUCCGUCCAGGCCCGGCUCCCCUUCCGCGAGAUGCGUCUAGGUCCAGGUCAAUCGGAGGUGUUGGAAGCAUCGCGGGCGCGCUUGCUGUCCCUUGACAAGCAUGUUUGGAUCGAUCUUGCUUUUCUCGCCAAUCUGGCCGGGGAAGGCGGGCGGAAGAGGCUGCAGGACAUCUACAUGGAUACGUGUGUGCCUUCGCAGACAAAACUCAUGUCUCUCCAGCGGGCAAUCCAGUGCAGCACGAAGCUCAUGGAGUCCGACCUCUACCGCUACGUUUCGCAGGGUUCGCAGGGCAUCAUUGCUGCUGCCCAUUCGAUGCUCGAUCGGAUCGUGCAGGGCAUGCCAGUGUCCAUCGACCAGAAUGCGUCAGACUUCCUCAAGCAAGUCUCCAACUCUUACAGCUGCUUCAUCGUCCACGUCGCAGGCCACGAGACCAAGUACGACGACGAGGGGCUUCUCGUGGUCCCGGACAACGCUGAAGUGACUGUGGGCAAGGCCGCGCUGUUGCUCAAGUGGAAGGCUGUGGAGUCCGAGGCCGUUGAAAACCUCGCCUUGAAGCAGAUGGAGGCGUUUGUCACAUGGGGCCAUUUUCUCCCCGACGACCAGCGUCAGCAAGCUCACUCCAAGAUUGAACAGAUCUUGAAGGCGGCUAAAGGUAAGCGCCAGGGUGUCACCAAGAAGUCUGCAGCACCGAAACAGGGAGCUGCCAAAAAGGCUCCUCAUUCUGCACAAGCAGAUGCCAAGGAAGCCGCGAUGUCACUUUUCGCUUGA
Molecule: messenger RNA, 5349 nt
Organism: Symbiodinium sp. CCMP2592
Lineage: Eukaryota; Dinophyceae; Suessiales; Symbiodiniaceae
Source: the annotation of a GenBank genome assembly